Messenger RNA from Tachyglossus aculeatus (Australian echidna), 2503 nucleotides. It is a transcript of the gene RBBP4, whose product is annotated as RB binding protein 4, chromatin remodeling factor. The coding region runs from base 80 to 1357 and encodes 425 amino acids. Gene Ontology annotation, biological process: regulation of gene expression. Gene Ontology annotation, molecular function: histone binding. Gene Ontology annotation, cellular component: ESC/E(Z) complex; nucleus; NuRD complex. Lineage: Eukaryota; Metazoa; Chordata; Mammalia; Monotremata; Tachyglossidae. The transcript has 12 exons. The record is from RefSeq and is a predicted model, not a curated record.
GAAGGUGCGCGGCGCGGGCCCCGCGCAGGGGCGGCAGGAAACAAUAGAGGCGCCGCGGAGCCCCCGCGCAGCCCCCGCCAUGGCCGACAAGGAAGCAGCCUUUGAUGAUGCAGUAGAGGAACGUGUGAUCAACGAAGAAUAUAAAAUAUGGAAAAAAAACACCCCCUUCCUCUACGACUUAGUGAUGACCCACGCCCUGGAGUGGCCAAGCCUGACUGCACAGUGGCUUCCAGAUGUAACCAGACCGGAAGGGAAGGAUUUCAGCAUCCAUCGGCUCGUCCUGGGGACCCACACGUCGGACGAACAGAACCACCUGGUGAUAGCCAGCGUGCAGUUGCCCAAUGAUGAUGCCCAGUUUGAUGCUUCCCAUUACGACAGUGAAAAAGGAGAAUUCGGAGGCUUUGGCUCCGUAAGCGGGAAGAUCGAAAUCGAGAUCAAGAUCAACCACGAAGGAGAGGUGAACCGGGCCCGGUACAUGCCUCAGAACCCUUGCAUCAUUGCCACAAAAACUCCAUCGAGCGACGUCCUCGUCUUUGACUACACCAAGCACCCUUCCAAGCCAGACCCUUCUGGAGAGUGCAACCCAGACCUGCGCCUCCGUGGACAUCAAAAGGAAGGCUACGGGCUGUCGUGGAACCCGAAUCUCAGCGGGCACCUCCUGAGUGCGUCGGACGACCACACCAUCUGUCUGUGGGACAUCAGCGCCGUUCCCAAGGAAGGCAAAGUGGUGGAUGCAAAAACCAUCUUCACUGGGCACACGGCUGUAGUAGAGGACGUGUCCUGGCACCUGCUGCACGAGUCUCUGUUCGGGUCGGUGGCCGAUGACCAGAAGCUUAUGAUCUGGGACACCCGGUCCAAUAACACCUCAAAACCAAGCCAUUCGGUGGAUGCCCACACCGCUGAAGUGAACUGCCUCUCUUUCAAUCCUUACAGCGAGUUCAUUCUCGCCACCGGUUCAGCCGAUAAGACUGUUGCCUUGUGGGACCUGAGAAAUCUGAAACUGAAGUUGCACUCCUUUGAAUCCCACAAAGAUGAAAUAUUCCAGGUCCAGUGGUCUCCUCACAAUGAAACCAUUCUGGCUUCCAGUGGCACUGACCGCAGACUAAAUGUUUGGGACUUGAGUAAAAUCGGAGAGGAGCAGUCACCUGAAGAUGCAGAAGACGGUCCCCCUGAACUCCUGUUCAUUCAUGGUGGUCACACAGCCAAGAUAUCAGAUUUCUCCUGGAAUCCCAACGAACCUUGGGUAAUUUGUUCUGUAUCAGAAGACAAUAUCAUGCAAGUCUGGCAGAUGGCUGAGAACAUCUACAACGACGAAGACCCCGAGGGCAGCGUCGAUCCGGAAGGGCAGGGCUCCUAGGCGUACCUGCCUCCUGUUGAUUUUUAGUCUCCCCUCUCUUCCAACCCUGAGCUCGAGAUUGAUUCUUCCUUUUUUUUUUUUUUAAACACUGGUUUCGAGACACACACAGACUUUGUGUUCAGCCAUCUUUCCGUAGGUACCAUCGACGGCGCCGUCGACCCGAGCGGUGAGUGUCCGCUGAGGAUUAGCCAAAGGGCCCAGCCCUCCGGCGCCACAGAUCCCGCCCUAUUUAAAACUUCUCUCCCUGACGCUUCUUACCAGCCUCUAACACGGCCACUUGAAGUGGAACAGUCCUUUUUAUUCUCUUUCUACGCCACAACAGCCAGUCUUUUGGGCUCACUGUCAGAAUGUCAGACCGGGGGAGGAAUUGGGCCAAGGGACGGUCUGAGCUAUCGCCGUACGCGGCGCGGCGAAUUGUCAGCGAAUCUGAUCUCCUGUUCAGAGAGGAGCAGACUCUCUUCCUCCGUUAGGAAGACUCAAAGAAUCGGGAGCCCUGAUCUGAGUCUACAUCUCCGGCUUCUGCUGGGUUUGUCUUUUCCAGUCAGAAACCUUAUUGUUAUUAUUAAUUUUUUUAUAUAUAUAUAUAUAGAUUUCCGUUUUACACUGCCUUGACUUUCCCCGGAGAUUUCUCCUCCUUUACUCUCCCCCCUUCUCCCCGCUUUGCUCCUCUUCUGGUGGGAGACCACAGCAGUUUGAAAUGUUGUAGCUGUAACGGCAGUAAACAUCCGUGUUCACUUGGCAUAUAUUUUUUGCUCUCUCCCGUGUUUUCUUGAGCUGUGUUUUACCUUUUAUUUCUUUCCUUUCUGUGAAAUGGUUUUUAAAACUUGGGGCCUCCAAGUUGUAAAGAAGGUGUAUGUUUUUACCUGACAGAUGUACCACAGGCAGGAUGUCCAGUAAUCUGAGACCAGAGCAUGGGCAGCUGGUAUUCGUUUUAGAAGAAAAACAAAAUUAAAUUAAUCCCUUUAAUUUUUUUUGUUUCGUUUAUUUUGUUGUUGUUUUGGGUUUAUUUUUAGGAGUUAGUCUUUGACCACUAGUUUUACAGCAUCUAUCUCCCUGUUGGGUGAUUUGUCCCACCAGCAGUCUGUUACUCUCCGUGACUAUGUGUAAGUGCUUACGAUGAAAUAAUAAAUUGUUUUUCUACAUAAA